CUCCAGUCGGCGAGAGCAAGCCAGGUCACAUUUGAGAAGGAGCUGCUUUCAGGAGGACUUGUCACCCCCAAGAGCAUAGAGAUCAUCUCGCUGCCUCUGAAUUGAGAUCAUUCUUCCCAGAAUGGAGAAGAUGGUGGUGAAGAUACUGAUCAUGUUUGUUCUUGGAGCGCAUUUCCCAUCUUGCGCAGGUUUUCCCGUGUACGACUAUGACCCGUCCUCCCUGCGGGAAGCCCUCAGUGCCUCUGUGGCAAAAGUGAACUCCCAGUCUCUGAGCCCGUAUCUGUUUCGGGCGUUCCGAAGCUCAGUAAAAAGAGUGUAUGUUCUGGAUCAGGACAGCGUGAACAUGGACCUGGAGUUUGGCAUUCGGGAGACAACAUGCAGGCGAGAUUCCGGAGAAGACCCCGCAACCUGUGACUUCCAAAGGGGCUACUACUCGCCGGCAGCUGUUUGCAGAAGCACCGUGCGGGUGGUGGCGGAGCAGGUGCAAGACGUGUGGGUUCGCUGCCAAUGGUCCUCCAGCUCGGAGUCUAACAGCAGCGAAGAGAUGUUUUUGGGGGACGUAUUGGGAUCCUCUCAAUGGAGAAACAACUACCUACUUGGUCUCAUUUCUGAAAAACCCAGAAGUGAACAAUUCCGUGAACGGUCAGUUGAGAACCUGAGAAGGAUCUUACCUCCCGGGAAUCGAGGGGACCCGAACAGGUGGCACAGACUUCAGGAAUAAACAGUGGCUUUGAGUAACGGCCUUGAGCAGAAUGCAUCGGAAAGAAUAGAAGUUCCAGUGAAGAAAGAUACUCUCUGAAUUAUGUGAUUUUUCUUUUGAUUGGUUCCAGUCCUUAAUAAAUGUUUUACUCUUCCUCUUUU
Canis lupus familiaris (dog) is the source of this 861-nucleotide messenger RNA. It is a transcript of the gene SPP2, whose product is annotated as secreted phosphoprotein 2. Gene Ontology annotation, biological process: bone remodeling. Gene Ontology annotation, cellular component: extracellular region. The record is from RefSeq and is a predicted model, not a curated record. The transcript has 8 exons. Bases 122 to 721 code for a protein of 199 amino acids. Lineage: Eukaryota; Metazoa; Chordata; Mammalia; Carnivora; Canidae.